Molecule: messenger RNA, 6009 nt
Organism: Dunckerocampus dactyliophorus (ringed pipefish)
Lineage: Eukaryota; Metazoa; Chordata; Actinopteri; Syngnathiformes; Syngnathidae
Product: cytosolic 5'-nucleotidase 1A-like
Exons: 6
Coding region: 3956-5038 (360 amino acids)
Biological process (GO): nucleotide metabolic process; adenosine metabolic process
Cellular component (GO): cytosol; cytoplasm
Molecular function (GO): magnesium ion binding; nucleotide binding; 5'-nucleotidase activity
Source: RefSeq, a predicted model, not a curated record
CAUGCAAUUAGUGUUUUAUUCUAAUAGAUGUAUGACUUGUUUUCUUGUAUUAUAGAAUAUUUUUUUCCAGUCCGGCACCAGUACGAUAAUGUUGAUUUUGCACUAAAACGUCCUAUGAUGAUGAGACAACACUGUCCAUCCAUCCAUUUUCUAUGCUGCAUAUCCUCAUUAGGUCACGGGGGUAUGCUGGAGCCUAUCCCAGCUAACUUGGGCGGGGUACAGAGUAAGGUCAUGCGUGUUUAAAAAGGAGCUAGACAAUUGGCAAACAUUGCUUACACAUACACGACCCCUCUUGAUACGAAACAGUACCUGGACGCUGAAUAAAUCAUGAAUGUACCGCUGCCUUCUUUUGCUGAAGUGACGUUAAACCCGAUACGCCGUUCAUUAUUCAGCAACUUGUCAAACUUACAAGCCAAAGUGUGCAUGCACAUAUAAGACACACAACUGUGAGGGUUGGCGUUACCUCGUCGUGCGCAGAUGAGCUCGUGAACGCCACAGUUCCUCCCUCCCCCUGGAAAGAUAACAGAUAAGAUAUACUGUACUAUACUGUCAUGUGCAGUAGAAACAUACAUUGGUGCUUAAAGGGGACCUAUUAUACUCAUUUUCGGGCCUUUGUAUUGAGUUCUGGACUCCUAUAGAGCAGCAGAGAAAGCUUUCUAGAUCUUCCAGACUCUGCACUUCUUCCUGCAGUGUUUCCUGCCUCCCGUCCAAAUGGUCUGUGUAAAUUUAUAGGCCUGGUCCAGGUACGCCUCUCAACGAGCCCACUCCGCUGUGAUUGGUCACACUCCCAAGCGCUCCGGAGGACUUCCGGACAGCUGCCGAACCCCUUUUGUCCGAUUACUUCCACAAAAUAAACACAGUUAGGACGCUGAUAAAUUGUUACUUACAGCUUGCUCUUCUGACUCUUCAACACGACCAAGUAAUUUUGGAAAGGCGUCGGACCUCAGUAACAGUUUGCCGCAUGUUCACUCAACAGUCCCGUGUGACGCGCCGUUGACAGGUGAGCAUAUUUUUCUCUUGCUGGCCGGGAAUCAGCAACUCCAACCACUUCUGCCUGAUGCUUGCCUCUUUAGGCGCACCCGAACAAACAUUCCCUGGGAGCCAUUGCUCCACGUGCUAACACCGUGGGCAGAGCGGGGGUGCUGGGCAUGUCCAUAUAAGGAAGUGCGGGUUGCGUUGACAUCAAUGGAACUCGGUGUUUAAAAAAAAAAACUAUGUAAAACACAGCGUGCGGAGCCGUCCAAAACUGCUUCCAGGGCUCACUUCCAACUGAGCAAACCUCAUUAUCUGACACAUUGGCAUGGUUUAACACGAGAAUAGAACAUUGUAAUAACAUUUAUAGGUCAGACAAGACAAAAAGUGUAAUAGGUUCCCUUUAGGGUUAGCAGAGCUGCCAUGCUUUCAUCUCAUCUUGCAUGACACUGAUAAAAGACGUGCUUAAACGGCGUCAAACACUUGCCGGCAGGCGGCGGUGGGUGCAGUUGCUUUACCACCUAAACGGGCUCCAGUUGUAAACAGGAAACGAACAUUGUUUCAACACUGAGGUAACAAAUUGUGUUGUACACAUUACUGUAAAUCACGACAACACAGACUUCUGAAAAGUGUCUGUUAACUUUGAUACCUGUAUGAUAUUUCUCAACACCAGUCAGGUGGUGUUACUUUAACUUGCAUGGGUUUUCUCGUGUUUUAAUGGGAAAAGGUUUUAACCUUUCAGAUUUUUUUUUCUGCUUAAAUAGUGCAUUUAUAGAGGAAUUGUACACAGAAUUCUUGGACUCAUUUUCUUUUUACUUUUUAAAAGUAACUUCUGGAUUCCAAAAUUAAAUGAAAUGAAAAAUUAAUUGACUUCCUUAGUUAACUCCUUAAGUCAUGUUACGUAACCUAUGCCAGGAUUGCAUCACCAAACAUCACACACAACUACAUAAAAAAGUAUUUGCUCAGACUAACUUUGAGGUUUUUGGUCUGCAGAAAAAAGCUAGAACACACGCAAUAGCACCCUCUAUCUGUGACAAACGGUACAUAUCCAAGUACUGUACCACUGGGUACGGGUUAGAAUACUGUCAUGUGUGUGUCCGGGACACAGAAAGUGGGAAUAAAAAGAGGUAACAGGUGUUAAAAAGGCUUUACUUUGCUAAAGAUGAAGGGCAUGCCUCCUUGCUAAAGCAGGAGCAAAUAGAGAAGCAAUAGCGAGGUUGAUUUGUGUUCUGUCACACAGCAGACAGAAUCUCUCCAGGCCAAUUCACUUGAAACGUUCUGCUGGCUUAUUCAUCCUAUCAGCCCAGAAGCUUGCCAAUGUCAAAAAGUGUUGCAAUCAGCAGAACACGGAGCACCAAUUUACAGUCACAGCCAACCGGAAAGGGAGGACAUAUAUUUCUCCAGUUUUGUUAAUAUGUAAUAACAUCACUUUUGUUUAAACUACUAUAAACUACCAAUUCAUGUGAGGGUGUGUAUUUUUUUUAAAGGAGUAAGUCAUAAGGUAGACAACAUAUUGUUUAUGUCUUAUGGGUGACUGUACUAGCAAGAUAGGCGUGCAGUGCAACUAAGAGAAAAUCAUAUUUAAAUGUAUUAUAAUUAGCCUAUUUAUCGCCAGUGUUAUUUUUUUAGGUGUGCGAAGAUUGAAUUUAAUUGACUAUCCAAACUAUGAAAGGUUAUAUUAAUGAGUAGUAGACAGCCGUAAUAUGGGCACAUGGCUACGCGUCAAGCAGAUCCAUCCGCUAACUAAUGUAGUCCCAGCAAAAACAAAGCGGCAGUCACGUGAUCGCAAAGCACGCCUGAACGCACGUGAUUUUCGGCUUAGGAGUUAAAGAGGAAACAAAAUCAAAUAAAUAUUAACCGUUCGAAUCGCCAAGUGUGCCAUCGUGUUUUUGGUUUCUAACGUCACUAAGUGAACGCACCACCACUCCAACAUGACUUGAACAUGAACGCAUCCCGUGAUGGGAUCGCAACAUUCCACUGCAUCAACACCGCACUUUAGCACUAUAGCUCCCUCGCUUCCGGAUAACCUCCCUUUACCGGUCCCUUUCCUCCCCCCCUUCCAAAAAAACACGUUCACGCCAUUACCAAACAAAAUGUCACCGCUGUAAAGUUUUCAUGAGAGUCCCCCACAGGACACCUGACAGCGAACACUUACCGUCCACCGCCAUGAUGCUCCGUCCAGGACUCUACCAAGUAUGAGGGAAGGGGGUGUGAUAGUGUGAUUUUGUAUGUGUGUGUGUGUGUGUGUGUGUGUGCGCGCGCGCACAGAGGUCAUUCAUGUGUGGGACACGGACACAUUGUGUUAUCGUGUGGUUGAACAAAUGACAGGCGCACUGCAGUAUACUAUGUCAGCAAAUAACAUAUUCAUAACCAGUUUAAUUAUUCCUAUAACAUGACAGUUGCAUAAAAAUGAGUACACAAAUGAAUUUACAGGGCCAGGCUGCAUUGUCUUAAUUAUCUCACCAGCAGAUGGCCAUUUAUUUGCCUGUAGCAAUCAUUAUGCUGCAGUCUUUAAAUGCAUUUGUUAAUGUUGCAGAACAAUGAUUUUGUCUAUUGAGAUGGGUGUUUGUUUUUGUAUUUUAUAAAAUAUUUAUUAUUUAAAUGUAUUUAUUUCAACCUCAGUGAACAGCUACAAAAAUAUGUUAUUUUAUUUGAUAUAAUGUAUUUUUUACAUUAGUAAUUCAUUCUACACAGUCCACAUAAUUUGGGAAUAAAUUAAUUAAAGACAAAAAAAUCUGAGGAGCCGCUUGGGAGCAGAAAGAGCCGGGUCUUUUUAGGAAGCUGAGUCAAAAGAACCGACUCUCUCAAAAGAGCCGACAUUUCCUUCACUAAAAUGAAUGCGCGAGGUGCCGACGUAAUCACGGUGACACACCCACUCCACUUUCACACUUCCGCAAACUUUCUCAGGUUUUUUUCCCCCCCCUUCCUACAGUUCUUUCUCUUUUGCUGGACGUUUUUUUGCCAGACGCCCUUUUAAAGAAAUAUGAGCGAAAUAAAGAUAAACCAGUCAAGCACAAAUGAGGACAACGGGGAGGAAAAAGACUGGGCGGCGGCCAAAGCCUUUUUUGAUAACCUCAAAACUAACAAACCGAGACCGCCAAAACCCAGGUUUGCUGUUACCAUCGCGGUGUCUUCCCGCACCCUCUUCAACAUGGUGGCAGAGAGGGACAUCUAUGAAAAAGAAGGAGUAGAGAGAUAUGUCACCUAUCAGGUGGAACACGAACAUGAACCUCUCAAGCCAGGAGCUGCUUUCCCUUUUGUCAAGGCACUGAUGACGGUCAACGCUCGCCUGAGGGAGCUCUACCCGGACAGCGAGGAGUUGUUCGAUAUCGUCCUCAUGACCAACAACCAUGCCCAAGUUGGAGUGCGCCUCAUAAACAGCAUCAAUCACUACGAUUUAACCAUCGAGAGAUUCUGUAUGACCGGAGGACAAAGUCCAAUAGGCUACCUGAAAGCGUACUUGACCAACUUGUACCUCUCCAAGGAUGCUGAGAAAGUGACGGAGGCCAUUGAAGAAGGCAUUGCCGCCGCCACCAUGUUUAUGCCCGAGACGGAGAACGAGCUGAGCGACACUCAGCUGAGGGUGGCCUUCGAUGGCGACGCCGUCCUCUUCUCGGAUGAGUCCGAGAUUAUAGUGAAGAAGCACGGCCUGGAUACUUUCUUUGAGCAUGAGAAAGAGUUUGAGAACAAACCGCUUGCUCAGGGCCCCUUAAAGGGAUUCCUGGAGGCUUUGGGGAAGCUCCAGAGGAAAUUCUACGCUAAGAACGAGCGUUUGAAUUGUCCCAUAAGGACCUUCCUGGUCACAGCCCGCAGCGCCGCCAGCUCGGGUGCUCGAGUCCUGAAGACCCUCCGCAGCUGGGGCCUGGAGGUUGACGAGGCCCUCUUCCUGGCCGGAGCCCCUAAAGGGCCCCUGCUGCAGAAGAUAAAACCACACAUCUUCUUUGAUGACCAGAUGUUCCACAUCGAGGGGGCCAAGGAGCUGGGCACCAUUGCGGCUCACGUCCCCUACGGGAUUGGACAAAAGUACCACAGAGGAAAACUCAUCGAGCAGCCAAAAGAGGAGUGAUCUGCUCAUGGACCAAAUAAACAAAAAAAGGGUAAAGCGUUAAAGUUGUACAUCACUGUUAACAGAAAUAUAAAUGUAACUUUUUUUUUUAUUUUCACACGGCUGGAAACUUACUUUUGUAUUUUUGACUUCCUUUUUCUACUUUUUUCAAAUCACUUUUGAGUUUGAAGCCAUACAGUGGAACUUUUAAAGUUGAACACAUCAAAAAGUGGUACGGUUUAGAGUUCUACCAAAGAUGUAUGGAUAAAUAUACCUCAAUAGUCAAGGGAAAUAUUUGGUGAGCAUCUUUUGUAAGCAUUAACUCUACUUGGUGAUGUCACCCCACUUGGGUACCAGCAACGGCAAAGGGAAACGUGUGGUGAUAACCAUAGAACAUAAAAUGGACAUACUGUAGUUGAAGGGUAUAGCUGGCAAAGGGAAACAAGCGUAAAGAUAAGCAUGGAGCAUGAAAUGGACAUAUGUAACAGUUACUGAAAACAUCGCCUAUGCAGUUCAUUAAAACGGUGACAGUUGACUUGACGUGAUUUUCUAUGGGGAAAAAGUGUUUUUACUUGGAAACCAAGCCUCACUGAGUUUGAUUGUGUUCUAUUUCGGAGGCUCCACUGUACGUGAUAGGCCACAGCUACACACUGUUACACUCCACACUGUACCGCACUGUGUAAAACAGAGAAUGCCGCAUCACAGCAUUUUGCUGCUGAGCACUUUUCUUUCUCCAUCUUAUUGUUUGCAGCAUUUUGUAAGUAAAGAGAAGCUGCCUGCUCACUGUUAUGUAGCAAUAUCACACCCCAUUCAGUGGCUUUAUUUUAACAUUUGACACUGUUAUUACUGUGUUUUGCAGUUCAUGCCUCAUUUAAAUGUCACAGUCAGGCGCUGUGACUUGUUUACACCAUUACACUGCCUCUGUUCGAGCAAGUUACUGUUUUUAUGCUUCAUUUUGUGUUUUCAUAUACCAAUAACAUGCAUGACAUCAA